CCUUUGCUCAUGCCCUUCUCUUACCCGUGCUUGUGCCCAGGCUGUGGCCCUCUAUCAUACCCACCCUGUGCCCUGCACUCGGGCCUGCCUUGUGCCCCAUGCUCAUGCCCAGCCUAUGCCCCUCUCAUGCCUGCCCCAAGCUUCUCUGUGCCAGGGCUGCCAGGCUGGGGGCCCAGGAGAAGGCCAGGCGUGUGCCAGGGUGACCUGGAUUUCCGCCUGGCACCAGCACAGGCUCCAGCCCCGACCUCGCAGGGGUCGUUCUGGGGAGCUUCGUGCCACGAGGCGGCUCCUUCCCCUUCCCGGGGCGCCCCCCCACCCCCUCGUCCCCCCGCAGGCCAUCAUCCACCACCUGUGGUUCGGCUACGACGUCCGGAGGGCCGUGGAGGAGCCGCGGCUGCACAACCAGCUCCUCCCCAACACCACCACCCUGGAGGCGCCGCUGGAAGAGGCCGUGGGGGCCGAGCUCCGGGCCCGCAACCACCACACCAGGACGACGCCGGACUUCAUCGCCGUGGUGCAGGCCGUCGUGAGCACCCCCGACGGCUGGGCCGCCGCCUCGGACCCCCGCAAGGGGGGGGUGCCGGCCGGCUACUGAGCGAGGACUCGGGGGGGGAGGGGGGCAGGGCUCCCCGGCCAUGUCUGUGAGAAGCUGCCGCUUCGAGCAAUAAAUGAGCCGGACACAGCGGGA
Molecule: messenger RNA, 688 nt
Organism: Gracilinanus agilis (Agile Gracile Mouse Opossum)
Lineage: Eukaryota; Metazoa; Chordata; Mammalia; Didelphimorphia; Didelphidae
Product: glutathione hydrolase light chain 2-like
Exons: 2
Coding region: 116-595 (159 amino acids)
Source: RefSeq, a predicted model, not a curated record